Messenger RNA from Planococcus citri (citrus mealybug), 4580 nucleotides. It is a transcript of the gene SCAP, whose product is annotated as SREBP cleavage activating protein. Bases 246 to 3968 code for a protein of 1240 amino acids. NCBI's taxonomy places the organism in Eukaryota, Metazoa, Arthropoda, Insecta, Hemiptera, Pseudococcidae. Gene Ontology annotation, biological process: regulation of cholesterol biosynthetic process; SREBP signaling pathway. The transcript has 19 exons. Gene Ontology annotation, cellular component: SREBP-SCAP complex; endoplasmic reticulum membrane; Golgi membrane. Gene Ontology annotation, molecular function: protein binding; sterol binding. The record is from RefSeq and is a predicted model, not a curated record.
UUAUGAACUUUGCUAUAUGAAUCGAUAAGUGUAAUUACUCUAGUGCGUAAUUUAUAGAGCUUAUACGACCGGCUCAAUAGUUAAGAAUCGUGUUAGCUUUAGUUUCAAAGUAGAUUACCUCUCGUAGAGUGGAUUUUAUUGAUUAUCUGUGUAGAAAUUGAUGAAACUCGUGUGUUAUGUCACCUCAGUAUGUAUAAUGGCUACGUUAAAUUUGUUAUUUCUAGUGCAAUACAUGAUGCUUUUGAAUGGCUAAUCCGAGGUGGGCGGAAAGUUCUGUGCCUAGGUAUUUACCAGAUCGCGUGGCUCAGAUUUAUUACGCUCAUGGAUUAUUCUGCUCCAGUCAUCCGGUGUUUGUUAUCAUCUUGACGAGUAUUAUCAUCCUUCUGAGCAGUUUUCCACUGACAUAUUUACCAUUACCGGGAAAUGUACCUCAAAGUUUCUCUACUCAUGCUUCACGAGUCAACGUUACAACACCAAGAUGGUUCAACGGACCAUCGAAGUACUACAUUCAACAGGUGAUACUGAAGAGCACGGUAUCUCCGUGGACCGAAGAUCUCCUGUUGACUGAUGCAUUUAGAAGUCCUUUAGCCGAAUCGUUUAAACUCACUGAAAUAAUACGAAAUUACCAACUCAACAAUCACUCAUUAUCUUUAGACAAAAUAUGUUUGCACAUUGAAAAUAUAAGAAGAAAAACAAACAAGAUGACCUCCGUUUUACCGGAAUAUAAUUGUUUGGUUCUCUCACCUGGUAAUCUUUGGACGCAGGAUAUUAAUAAAUUUCAAUUGGAUGCCAAUUUAAUCAAUACCGUUUACAAUUAUCAAAAUUAUGGUAAAGGAAAAAUCAGUAUUUCCGAAAUGUGUUUCGGAUUACCUCUUAAAGAAGCUGGAAUAAAACGUUACCCUUUAAGAAACAAACAACGUGUGAUUCAGUUCGCUGUGACUAUAUUUAUAACUCAGCACCAUACAGUAUUUAUCGAAGAUUUACGAACUUACUUGAAGAAAUUUUAUCCACUUUCCGAGUCGUUGACUUUAAGUAGCAAUAAUAGUAGUCAGAGUUCCAUCCAUAUUUAUUAUCCCGAGGAUGUUAAUUAUGGAGAACUUAUACCAUUAUCGUUAACCUAUCUUAUGCUGUUCUUGUAUAUAUAUUUUUUGGUCCGGAAAAUGGAUUUUAUAAAAUACAAAAUGUGCAUGGCGUUUAGUGUUGUUCUAACUGUAUUAGCCUCUUUAUCCGUUACCAUCGGUAUUUGUUUCUUCUUUGGAUUAGAAUUUAGUGGCAAAGAACGAGGCAAACAGGUAUUUCCUUAUCUAGUCAUUAUCGUCGGGUUGGAAAACGUAUUGGUACUGAUGAAGUCAGUAGUUUCGACAACUUCCCAUCUCGACGUAAAAAUACGAGUUGCUCAAGGAUUAAGUAAAGAAGGUUGGAACAUCACCAAGAUCUUUUUGAUCGAAGUUACUAUAUUAACCGCUGGAUUAUUGACUUUCGUACCUGCGAUACAGGAGUUCUGCAUAUUUGCUAUUGUCGGAUUAUUAUCAGAUCUGUUUUUACAAACAGUAUUCUUCGUAACAAUUCUGUCAUUGAAUAUUAAGAGCACCGAGCAAUCAACGUAUCCUAACUACGCGUAUCACUCAUUAAAUACUAAUAAUCCGAUGGGUAAAAAUAAUUACGUGAAUUACGGCCAGAAUUUAGAGGAUAGCAGGAAGUUAUCGAGAUCGAGAUCUCAUCCGAGAUUAACUGGACAGAAUGUAGUGGCGCCGUUACGUAAUCAUAAAGCUUUGGCUAAUCAGCACGUACCAAAACGAAUGAAAGUGGUACAUUUUUGGGCUCGAACGCGAUUCGUUCAGAGGAGUUUUAUGGUCGGAAUGGUGCUGUGGAUUGGUGUGAUUAUAUACAAUGCUGAUACCAUUCAAAAUUUCAUCAAGAGAUCUGCUGACACCGAGGUUACUGAAAUCAGCCCCGAUGAAGAUUUUAGAAACUCCAACGAACCGGUUACUUGGAAAAAUGAACACGUUUCGAUGUUAAAUUCGGAUAAACUUCAGAAAGGUGACGAAGAAGCUAAAAAAUUAAAACUAAAAGAGGAAUUGCGACAAAAUGAUAAUAUUUCCGAAGAAUUCUAUUGGGUAAAAAAAGUGGAUUACGAUACUCGACGGAGACUUUCGCUGUAUCAUUGGCCAUCCAUUCUGUCGCUCUACAAUGUAUCUCUCAGUGGUUCCUACAUCACAUUGUUACCGCCAAUUACUCUUAUACACAGUAUAUCAUCUGAAUCGGCGGUAUCGAUGAGAAAUCCGGAUGAAAAAGGAAUUAAAUUCAGAUGGCAAUCCUUGGCAGCUGCUCUCGAUCCGAUUGAUUUCCCAGAUGUUGAAAGUACCAUGAGAAGUACGAUACCAGAUAGCGAAGAACGUGUUAGACCAUUCAUACCAUCCUCACCGAUGGAAAUAUUCAUGACAGCUUUAUUAUGUAUAGUCAGCGUAUUCGUGGUAGCUUACACUUUCGUGGUCUUGUAUCGUUGUAUGUGUACGAGAAAUUACGCCGAAUGGAGGUCCAGUUGGGCAAGCUCGUCUAAUGAUGAGUCAUCUUCGCCUACCCAGGUGGUCUUGGAAGCAUUACCUAUUACUAUUGAAGGACAUGCUCAUCUAAUAGAAUGCGUCUCAUCUGAUAACAAUGUAAUCGUAAGCACGUGCUUAGGAGGUUUUGUCAAAGUUUGGGAUGCUUUCACCGGUGAACUUGUCGCUGACAUAGAACGUAAAAGACCUACAUUCAACAAUCAACUAGUCAACGCUAAACGCGUAAACGAUUCGAUAAAUAUGUUACCGUCGUUGAAUCGUAGUAACGAACAAUUGUACAGUUACUCGAAUAAUGUGGCGAGAUCUCCGAUUCAAAGCUCAAAUUUACAUUUCAAUGCUCAAGUAUUAGAUAGAAGGAAAGAUGAAAAUGUAUAUUCAUUCACUGCAAAUCAUAUUACAAACGAUCGUUCUGCAACUGUUACGAAUUCAUCGAGAAAUGUUCCGAUUUGGUGUAUCGAUUGUAAAGACAAUAUCGUCGUUUUGGGCUGCGUUGACGGAUGUUUGGAAUUUUGGGAAUGCUCUACCGGUAUAAUGAAGUGUAUUUACGUCGACGACAGAAUCAGCAUCACUUCGGUGAAGCUCGUCGGUUAUCUUGUGAUAGUUGCCAAGUUGAAUGGCACGAUAUCUUUCUACAAACUGGAAGUAGUUCCGUCGUAUAAUGUUCCUGAGGCUGCUAAUGGCCCUAUGAAGCAUCGUAAAUGUCACGUACGAUCCGGUAGUGUUGAUUCUGUGUACAAUUGGCAGCUAGGAGAGUCCGAACAAUUGCGAUGUUACCGAAUCGAUACGGUGAAAGCGCAUACCAAACCGAUUACAGUAUUAGAGUGCGAGGGAAAUAAAAUCAUUAGUGGUAGCGAAGAUCGCACGUUGAAAGUGUUCCUGUUAGAAAACCAAGUUCUGCUUUAUACUCUUCAUGGUCAUUAUGGACCUGUAUCGUGCGUAUUCAUAGAUAGAUUUAAUCCAUCGAUGGCAGGAUCUGGCAGUCAAGAUGGAUUAUUGUGUGUUUGGGAUCUUCAUACAGGAGCAUGCAUGUACAGUAUACAAGCUCACGAUGGUAUGAUAACAGCGUUGACAUAUUCUGCUAGCUACGUCAUAAGUUUGGGACAGGAUGAAAAGCUAUGCGUAUGGGAUCGAUUUCAAGGACAUCUUUUAAACACAAUUCCAUUAAUGGAUUCGUUUUGUACUUCGCUUUGUAUGCUGACGCAUAAUCUUUUGAUUACAUCGAAACAAGGUUGUUUAGCAGUGCUCGACGUAGGCACUGGCGAAACGAUUCGUUUAGUAAAACUAGGACCAACCGAUGCUUGCGUAUUUAUCCGACAUAUUAUAAGCGUUGGUGAUGGAAUAAUAUGCGAUUAUGGAGAUCAACUUCGUUUAGUUCGAUUUCCAUUUGUAUGCGAUAAGAACGAUUAGAUUUAACGAUGUAAGCAAACAGGUUGAAACUUUUUAAAAACCCAAGUGUUGUUGCUGGUUUUUUUCUAUUUGAUGACAGGUCGGUUCAUGAUGGAGUUUUUUUUUUUACGAGGAGUCAUUAUAAUAUUGAGAAAUGCCGAGUUAGCAUUUGGAUUUAUAAUGAUGUGAUAUAGACGAAAGAAUUUUUAUUUUAUGAUGGUUGUAUGAACCUAAACUUUGUCAAUUUUUGAAGGAAAAAUUAACUUUUCUAAAGUAUGGUUUGUUUUCUCAAUACCUUUUAUGUUUACUUUGAUGCAUUUGUGAUAAUUUUAAAACGAGUACUUCCUAAAAUAGGAAUUAGUUUAGUUGAAAUAAUAUACGCACGUUUUUGUCGUGUAAUUAUGUGUAAUUUUUAAAACCUAUCGUAAUUUUUUUUCUUUUUUCUAAAAUCGGUGUGUUUUUUUUAGUGAUAAGUUUUUGUAUUUUUUAUUUUAUACGAACGAAUUGUAAUUUUGAAUUAUGUUGUUACCCUUUCCUUUUCUUUUUAUAUUUUAUUUGUGAGUAGGAAUUUAAUUUAUAGUGUAGAUCGUAGAUUUAAACAAAAAUAAAUCUCAAGUGUCCUUUUUUAAAGAG